AUGCAACUCAACACCCUGACCGCCCUCCUUCUCCUCUCCUCCACCUCCGUCCUCGCAGACUCCAUCGGCGACUCUAUCAACAACAUCGUCGACGGUGCCAAAGGCGCCGCUUCCACAGCCGUUGACGGCGGCCGCAACAUUGCCUCCGCAGCCGUAACCGGCGCCGAGGGCGCUGCCGCCGACGUCACCUCUGAAGGAGGAAACAUUGCCUCGCAGGUCACCGGCGCCGCAGGCAGCUAUCUCAACAGCGCCAGCGAUGCCGCUGCGUCUGUGACCAGCUCGUUGGGAUCGGAGGCUUCGAGCGCGACGGCGACUGCCACUUCGACUUCAGGAUCAGCGUCUGCUAGUGAAACGGGAUCGAGCUCGGGUAGUGCCAGUGCGUCCUCGUCGUUCAUCACGACUACCUUGACCAACUCGCAGGGUGAGGCUACUGCGACGAGUACUUCGGCGUCUGCGGCGGAUCAGACUACCUCUUCUUCUGAGGGUGCGGCGCCCCAGAUGACUGGGUUUAUGGGUGUUGCUGGUGUUGCGGGUGUUUUGGGUGUUAUGGCUGCUCUGUAA
Molecule: messenger RNA, 561 nt
Organism: Aspergillus chevalieri
Lineage: Eukaryota; Fungi; Ascomycota; Eurotiomycetes; Eurotiales; Aspergillaceae
Product: putative GPI anchored protein
Exons: 1
Coding region: 1-561 (186 amino acids)
Source: RefSeq, a predicted model, not a curated record